This is a messenger RNA of Dermacentor silvarum, 1001 nucleotides long. RefSeq names its product histone H2B type 1-K. Lineage: Eukaryota; Metazoa; Arthropoda; Arachnida; Ixodida; Ixodidae. The coding region runs from base 71 to 811 and encodes 246 amino acids. The transcript has a single exon. The record is from RefSeq and is a predicted model, not a curated record. Gene Ontology annotation, cellular component: nucleosome. Gene Ontology annotation, molecular function: protein heterodimerization activity; DNA binding; structural constituent of chromatin.
CAAAUAAGCAGUUGGCUCCCUAGGCGACGUAACAUGCUCCACUACAAAAGUUCUCGUAUUUUAUGUCUAUAUGAUCACCAGGAUUGAAUUUAUAGCACUUUUGCUCCAAUAUUAUGCGUCCCCGCCCCUAUACCCCUCCCUAACAACCCCCUCGCAGCAACAGCACUGCUUGUCACGUGGCCAUGGAGCACGAAGCGAUCAAGAUAGCGCGCGGCCGCCCGCGAGAGUAUAUAUAUAUAUGUGGCACACAACAAUCGCGAUAAAAGGAGCGCAGCCAGCGACGGCUGACAUUUUGGCGUUCUUCGGUCACUGGAGCUACUACGUUUUCGAUCUAUCGGCGGCGGCAGCUAUGUCAUCCAAGGUAGCGACGGAGAUGGCGGCUUCAGCCAAGCAGCAACAGACACUGCGGACGAAGAGCGGCAAGGCGGCACCUAAACGAGCUGCAUCGAGUUCCAUCGACGGUGCCGCCAAGAAGCGCCGGCGCCGGCGCCGUGAGAGCUACAGUCUUUACAUCUUCAAGGUGCUGAAGCAAGUUCAUCCAGACACUGGAAUCUCUGGCAAGGCAAUGGCCAUCAUGAACAGUUUCGUCGGCGACAUCUUGGAUCGUAUCGGCGAAGAGGCCUCGAAGCUUUCCAUCUGUUCCCGACGUAGCACUAUCACGGCGCGCGAGAUCCAGACCGUGACGCGGCUGCUGCUACCCGGUGAGCUGGCCCGCCAUGCCGUCUCCGAGGGAACUAAAGCAGUCAGCAAGUACACGUCCUCGCAACCGGGGUGCCCGUCGGCGUCAACUCAGCUGCAGCCGGUGGCUUAGCAGUUUCGCGACACGUGUGACUUCCGGACAAACUGCCAACCACCGCAUCGGGCAUGUGCUCAUCGUGGAAGACACUCAGUACAUCUAUAUAUUUUUGUCGUGCUUUAGUUUCCAUUUGCAAAAAAAAAAAAAAAAGUGUUUUGUGUUUUCUUGGAGUAUGUUUAUCCCGCAAUAAUAAAAGAAAAGAGUA